AACAUUGCCUAUCACUGUUAGCACGACGCAUUGUGUUCGCGACGCAUUUAUGUUCGCUUUCGCCAUAUAAAAUGAAAACAAAAGAUGAGAAGCCAUCGCCUUUGAAAACUGCACCGCGUAAAAUAAAGGGUGAGAAUUUUCCAGCCAGAAGGAUACCCGCAAAUGUUUUGAAACGCACGCUUGAGAUCGCCACCAGUCCCGAAGAUGGCUUUUGGGUGAACCAAAACCCAUCCUGUGCUCCUCCGGCCAGUAACGAGUUUUACUUCAGCGUUCGACGAUCCACUGCGUACGAGAAACUACGACUGGCCCGGGAUUGCCUUAUGCAGCGGGACUACAAGAACUUGGCAAAAAUACUGGCCUCCAAUCAUAUGGGAGAAACGCUGCUCCAAAGGGCGUCCUUUCAAAUAUUCACGGAAUACUCCAAGGUUCUUCAAAAGUGCCCAAAGUUCUACACGAAAAUGGAGCAGUUGCGAGUGGAGCCGACUCCUCCGACGAGACCCACAGAUGAAGACAUAGCAUUAGACGAUUCAUUAAAUGCUAUUCUAUCCUAGUUACCUUUUUUAAUAACGACGAAGUUAGGCAAGAAAUAUAAUAUAACUACCUCAUAAAAAAACGCAUAUUAAAUUGCCUAUUAAAACUGCGUCCAUCCCACUAAUAUAUAGUGACGUAUUUGGGUGGUCCAAACCAGCCACUUCCAUUAUUUCAAAGAAAUCAGUAAUGCACUCUAGUAAUUUUCCAUAACGUAUCCCAGCUGCGCAGCAUUCGUUUAUCUUUGGCAGCGCAGCCGUUCUUGUAAACAUCCUAAAGCCUGACCUAAGCAGAUUUGACUGCCCUCUUUCAACGCUACCUAAUCUUAAGAACCCAAGAGCGAGGCUCUCCCGAAAUACAAAUAUUGUUCAAAUACUGAGGCUUCUCCUCAAUCCAAUUUGCAUUUGAUUUUUAGUCUUAAGCUGAGAUCCAAAGAAUAAAGUCGUGAAACUAUUUCUCCU
Molecule: messenger RNA, 989 nt
Organism: Drosophila melanogaster (fruit fly)
Lineage: Eukaryota; Metazoa; Arthropoda; Insecta; Diptera; Drosophilidae
Gene: udd
Product: under-developed
Exons: 1
Coding region: 72-551 (159 amino acids)
Source: RefSeq, marked reviewed